Messenger RNA from Leptidea sinapis, 4648 nucleotides. RefSeq names its product hemicentin-2-like. The record is from RefSeq and is a predicted model, not a curated record. Gene Ontology annotation, cellular component: neuron projection membrane. The coding region runs from base 488 to 1384 and encodes 298 amino acids. The transcript is spliced from 7 exons. NCBI's taxonomy places the organism in Eukaryota, Metazoa, Arthropoda, Insecta, Lepidoptera, Pieridae. Gene Ontology annotation, biological process: synapse organization.
GGGCACGCUACGUUCUCUCAGCGUGAUAUUCGCGCGGGAAUGUAAACAAUUCUUAUUUUAAAUAUGUGACCAAUAAGUGCGGACUAUGUGAAAAAAGUUUUUAUUCAAGGAGUUUUUAAGUGGAUGUGCACGGGAUUUUGAGUUUUAAACUUAUCAAUGACGUGAGAAUUAAGCAGUGUGAUGCUAUUUAAUAAUUAUCUCGUAAUAUUAGACUAAGGUUACAAAUCCGCAACUUUUGCAUGAAGAUUAACGGGAAACUGGGAAAACCUGGCUAUUUGCUAUUGAUAUAACGUAAUGUUAAAGUGAAAAUGAUUUAGUGUUAAAACAUUCAAGUGGUACUUCAUAUAUCAAUUUUCAACUGUGACAAGUGACGGUGCAAUGCGAAAAACAAACUGCCAUGAACACUAAAGUAUGCCGAGCUCAAGUGGUUGUUGGUAAACGCUUUUAAUAUAGUAUUUUAUUGGACCAUAAUGUGAGUGAGGACGUGAUGUGGGCGGCAAAAAUCAGCUGUAUCUUCAUACUGUUCGACGUGACUGUCGCCGGUGGCGGUUGGGAACCUUUGGGACAACCUUACUUCGACAACAGCACGAGGCGAGAAGCGACAGCAGCCGUAGGACAACCAGCAUACCUGCACUGUAGGGUUCGCAAUCUGGCCGAUAGAGCGGUGUCAUGGAUACGCAAACGAGAUCUACACAUCCUAACAGUGGGAGUCCACACGUACAGUAGUGAUGCCAGGUUCGCCGCCCUUCACGCCGAUGGUUCUGAUGAGUGGACCCUGCGAGUUGCGCCAGCGCAGCCUAGGGACUCUGGUGUCUAUGAGUGCCAAGUUUCCACAGAACCCAAAAUUAGUUUAUCAUUCCGGCUCACUGUUGUUGUGUCGAAAGCUGAAAUCCUAUCGGGUCCGGAGCUAUUCGUCAGAGCGGGCUCGGACAUCAAUCUCACUUGUGUCGCGAAACACGCCCCUGAUCCACCGAGUUUCAUCUACUGGUACCGCGGUGAACAAGUGGUGAACUAUGCUCAGCGGGGCGGCAUCAGCGUGGAAACUGAACAGCGAACGCGAACCAGUCGUCUGCUGAUCGCGCGAGCUUCUCCUCAUGAUUCUGGCAACUAUACGUGUGCUCCCAGUAGCUCUGAGUCUGCAUCGGUAAUUGUGCACGUGUUGAGUGGCGAGCGGCCAGCUGCAAUGCAGAGCUCCAGUACAUUAUCCUCUCAAAUCAAGCCGGCUUUUCUUAUUAUCUUCACGUCUAUUUCAACUACGAAACUUGACAAUAUCGACCAUUACAUUACAGCUUUUAUAACCUCUUUAAGCAAUUUAACUUCUAUUAUUUGUAUACUUUUCAAAAACCUACCCGCAUUAAAACUAUGUUCUUUCAGCUCAAGAUGACCGUCUGUAGUUAAGGAUAAAAUGAAAUGGAAUUGUAUAAAUAAUUACUUUUAAAUGUAACUAUGUAAACUAUUUAUUAUUUUAUUAGAAUUCUAUAUACAACGACGCUAAUACUGACUAAGGUCAAAAAAUAUUUUUGUCAAUUUUAGAUAAUGAUCGCUUGCUUAUACAAUACGAGUAAAUGAUACAUAAAAUGUGUCUAUUAAUUAUUCUGUUAACUCAAAUAACCCAGCUGUAUAUCAAUGAUUUGCAAAUUGUUGUCCAGAUGCAUAUUAAUUAUUGUAAAAAUAAUUUAAGCUUUAAUUACCUACCGUAUGAUUUUCGUAAAGCUUAAGGAAUGUAAUACAGAAUUGCGUUAUAGCAUUUUAUUUCCGUUUACAAUUUCAAAACAUAAAAUCAAUUCACUCAUAAGUAUCUCUCAAGCAGUUAAAGGAUUAAUUCGGUUCGAGCGUUUUAAGCCUCUUAGCGAUUAUCAAGUACUGAAUGUCGUUUGCUUUGCGAGAUAAAUACUUUUCAUACUGUUAAAUGGAAGGAUUAAUAAGAUAAAUGAUAUUUAUAAAUUUCUAAAUGAAAACGAUAAAACUGUAAUGAAAAGGUGAAUAAAAUUUAUUUUAGUAAUGCGGUAGACGAAAUCUAAUUAAUUUGUUAUAUUUAUUUUGUGUGUCAAAAGCGGAAAUGAUUUCGUAGUUAUUGAAAAAAUUAAAACAAAACCUAAGAGCUCAUGGGAAAACCAAAACAAAGGAUUAGAAUAUAUAAACAAAUAAGUACUUUGAUCUAACGAUUAAUGAGAAACGGCUACGUGAUAAACUUAUAUAUUAUGCUGUAGAAGUACGUGUGAGAGAUAUUCCAGCAAGAUCUCACUACAAUAUUUUAGGGGGAAUUGGACUGUCAAGAUUUGCAGCAAGUUCUUUUCAAGAAUGACCACCCAAAGCUUCACUAACUCACUAACUGGUUCAUCAAAUUUGGCUAGGCAGGAAAAGCCAAACAACCAGUUAAAGCGAGUGCUGCUAUACUGUACAAGAGAUCCGUGUAACCCGAGUAAAAAGUCUUCGGCUAAGAUCUAUAGAGUGUACUUCGCCUUUGCUCAGACUUUUCCCACAUAAUACUUAGCUGCAUACAUAGCACUCGUCACCUUGAGACAUAAGAUGCUAAGUCUCAUUUGCCCAGUAAUUUCACUAGCUACGGCGUCCUUUAGACCAAAACACAUUAAUGCUUCCAAAUUACUGCUUCACAUCAAAAAGGCGCCGUUGUGGUACCCAUUUACUAGCCGGCAUCUUGUGCAAAGGAGCCUCCCACUGGUAUUUAACAAACAAUGCAUAUUAAACUAUAAUUACGAUACUUUGGUUAAAUUAAGUAAAAUCUAUCAUUACGGGAAAUAUGCUAUACAUUACAAGAGAGCCGUGCAAACCGUACGAGCCGUCAACUUUCCUCAGACUUUUCCCAUGUAUAACUUAGCUGAGUGUGAUAAAACGCGAACUUGACUUUUGCAUUGGGCUGUAUCAGCUUAAGCUCGGCAUAAUUUCAGCUGCCAAUUAAUUAGAAAUACCAAAUCAAAUAUUGCGCUAAGGUUGAACUUAGCUCAGCUUUGCGUGAGUAAAGCAUCUCUAGAUCUUAGCCUUAGAGUUCUCGCAUUGCUACCCGAUGGAACCGUCAUGUCCCCGGCAACUUCAUCUCUUAGUCUAUACUUUAAAGUAUGUAUUUAACAGUAUUUACCAAUGGGAGGCUCCCGUGCAUAGGAUGCCGGCUACAUUAUGGGUUCCACAACGGCGCCUAUUCCUGCCGUGAAGCAGUAAUGUGUAAGCAUUAAUGUAUUUUUAUCUAAAGGACGCCGGAACUAGUGAAAUUACUGGGCAAAUGAGGCUUAACAUCUUGUGUAACAAGGUGACGAGCGCAGUUGUAGUGCUGCUCAAAAUUUUUGGGGUUUUCAAGAAUCCUGAGCAGGACUGCAUUGUAAUGGGCUGGGUGCAUCAAUUACCAUCAGCUGAACAUCCUGCUCGUCUCGUCCCUUGUUGUCAUAAAAAAAAGUAUUCGCCAUAUACACAACAAUCUUCGGAAUUUAUUUUUGAACAAAUUUAUGUCUAAUCAUACAAAGAUGUGUAGUAUCUGUUGGAUGAUUUUUGAUAUGGAAAUACUACAUUUAACUCUCUCGGCCCAGUAAAAAUACAUACCAUAUUUACACAUCAGUUGUAUAUGUUGUAGCAACCUGUAUAUUUAAUUGAUGAAAUGGUUAAAAUGUAUAUGAAUUAAAUAAUGAACAGUUGUGUUUUACUAUCAAACAUGAGUUGCGUGUUUUUGUUUACAAAUGUAAAUGUUAGGCUUUAAUUUUCCGUUUGUUUAUUUCGCUUUCCAUUGCGCUUCCAUUAUGUAAAGUUAUGUGCAAUUAAGUUAAUGGGUUUAUUAACACAACGUUCAUUGUAUUCUGUUUGUUACUAGAUGAUCGUAUACGCGCUUUAUGAAUAUAAAAUAUCUAUAGAAAAGGCUUAGAUAUUGUAUAGGUCUAGAUAGACUAUGACAGCGUCACGUUGAAAAUAAUAGUGGCCAACUGUUAACCUCUAUCUUCAGCAACGCACGCACACUUAAACUAAAUACAACGAAAAGUGACAUACGUAUCGCGAGUGUGAGAUAUAGAGGCUCUAUCAAGAUAUAUAAAUUAUCUAUGAAAACAGCUUGAUUAUUUUAACUUGAUCUAUUAUUGGCUUUCACAAGGCAAAAUGACAUCAACAUAUUUAUUUGUCUUAUAAUUAGAUUAAUUUAAAUAACUAAAUAAAAAUAAUUUAAUUUUAUUAGUUUUAUUUAAUUAUUAUCUUAUUAAUGUAUAUUGGAUGCAUACCCUUUCAAACUAACUUAUUCUGUAUAAUACAGACGUUGUAAAAUACUCUAUUGAUUGAAAAAAUUGGGCGUUGUAUUUCUUGUAUGUUAUUUUCAAGAGCUCUAUGUUCUUUUUUCGAACAUAAUGGUAGAUUUAGUAAUUUAAAGGAACAUUUUAUAGUGACAAUUGAAAAGCGCUUAGUUGAAGCCUAAUUGAAUAAGAUUUAUUUAACGUUGAAAUUUUUUUUUGUCAUUCAUUAAUUCUUCUUCUGCACACAAUAAAGAAAUAAUGACCAAAUUUUCGUCACUAUCGCUCAUCUUAUAAUGUUGCUCGCACGAAAACUGCUAUAGAAAUGACGCGACCUGCCGCUUACUGCAGUCGUAGUGCGAUAGGUACCGUCUAGCGACGUGAAGCGACGCGCAGUGCAGCGCCGCUAACGUAAUGCGUUCCGAUCU